Molecule: messenger RNA, 2479 nt
Organism: Sebastes umbrosus (honeycomb rockfish)
Lineage: Eukaryota; Metazoa; Chordata; Actinopteri; Perciformes; Sebastidae
Gene: oxtra
Product: oxytocin receptor
Exons: 2
Coding region: 671-1861 (396 amino acids)
Biological process (GO): positive regulation of vasoconstriction; female pregnancy; maternal process involved in parturition
Cellular component (GO): membrane
Molecular function (GO): oxytocin receptor activity; vasopressin receptor activity; peptide binding
Source: RefSeq, a predicted model, not a curated record
UGGGGGGUUCAUACUGUAAAGAGGUGCAGAGCAGGACUGGGAGGGUCCAGAUGAGUGGCUCACAUCGCUACCUUGUGGCUGUGAUGGGUAAGAAGACUACUUACUGUCCUCACUGAACCGGGGACACAUAUAACAGAGGCUGGAGAGCUGAGCUGCUGCCCAUUCCGACUCUUACCACAGAUGAUGUUGGAGCUUUUCACUUUCUGCUGCAUUUUUUUUUCCUCUUAAUAUUUUAAUUCCAGAGUUUAAUUUUUAUUUUUAAAGUAAAUAUAUGUUUUUUUUGCUUGAACAUAAGCAGUCUAAUUCUUUGAAUUUUUGUUUUGGAGAAUUUUUAUGACCAGUGAGGUGUACUAUACUCACAUAUUUUAGACCCUAGUUGUAGAUUUCUGUACCUUAAGUUUACUUUUAUUUUGGCAAAUAUUUCAUAUUAUAAGUGGAAAUAUUUUCUUCAGUUUUUUUUUUUUUUUUAGAAAGCAUGGGAGACUGAUAUUCAACCCAUCCUUAUUUAUCACUUAAAGAAACAUGUGUUUGAGCCUCAUCAUACCUCACCCUUCGUCUUGACACCUGAAGGAAGACUUUGUCACUUAAACUGUUCCAGCCAUUUGCAUGACUGCACAACAACCCUGACGCAUCUGCAGAGAGGAGAGGAGAGACAAGACUGCGGCACACAAUGGAGAGUAUCUCAAAUGAAAGUGACUUCUUUUUGUGGCAAUUGAACGACUCCCUUCGGAACUCAAGUCUCCUUAAUGGAACCGGUGCUUGGUCGAACAAGACGAACCCUCUGAAGAGGAAUGAAGAGGUGGCUAAAGUGGAGAUGGCUGUGCUCGCCCUGGUGCUGUUCCUGGCUCUGGCUGGCAACCUGUGCGUCCUGCUGGCCAUCCACACCACCAAACACAGCCAGUCUCGCAUGUAUUACUUCAUGAAGCACCUGAGCAUCGCAGAUCUAGUCGUGGCCAUAUUUCAAGUUCUCCCUCAACUCAUCUGGGACAUCACAUUUCGCUUCCAAGGACCUGACAUCCUGUGCAGGUUGGUGAAAUACCUGCAGGUCGUCGGGAUGUUUGCAUCCACUUACAUGUUAGUUCUGAUGUCUGUGGACAGGUGUUUGGCUAUCUGUCAGCCUCUGCGCUCUUUGCACAGGAGAAAAGACCGUUUCUAUGUCAUCUCCACCUGGGUGUUGAGCUUGAUCUUCAGUAUCCCCCAGAUGUUCAUUUUCUCCCUCAUCGAGGUGGGCUCUGCAGGAUCAGGAGUGUAUGACUGCUGGGGAGACUUCGUGCAGCCUUGGGGAGCCAAAGCUUACAUCACAUGGAUCAGCCUCACAAUAUAUAUCAUCCCAGUGGCGAUAUUGAGCAUCUGCUACGGCUUGAUCAGCUUCAAAAUAUGGCAAAACUUUAGGCUGAAAACCAGGCGAGAGCAGUGCAUCAGCUUGACGCCAAAAGCCUCCAAAUGCAACACGUUGUCACGCGUGAGCAGCGUCAAGCUCAUCUCCAAGGCGAAGAUCACCACGGUGAAAAUGACUUUUGUGAUCGUCCUGGCUUACAUCGUGUGCUGGACACCCUUUUUCUCUGUGCAGAUGUGGUCCGCGUGGGAUCCAGCAGCGCCUCGUGAGGCCCUGCCCUUCAUCAUCUCCAUGCUGCUGGCCAGCCUCAACAGCUGCUGUAACCCCUGGAUCUACAUGUGCUUCGCUGGGCAUCUGUUCCAGGACCUAAGGCAGAACUUCCUGUGCUGUUCCGCUCGCUACCUUAAGUCAUCCCAGUGCCGCUGUGAGCGUGACUUCGACUCCAGUCACAAGAGCAACUCCUCAACCUUUGCCAUUAAGAGCACCAGCAGUCAGAGGAGCAUCACACAGACUUCCACCACAUGAGCAGCCACCCUCCAGCUGCCCACCCUCCAGCUGCCCACCCCGCCUUUCACCACAUCCACUAAUCCAACUCCUUCAGAUACCUCUCGCCCUGAGGCUUCCUGUUCAAGCCCUGAAGGGGAAAAAAACAACAAAAGUCUUAAUUCUUUUAUUUACAGUACUUUACAGUGUAAAGUGGAAAUGAAAUUGUAAAAUAGAAAAAUGUACAGAAUAUUGUUAAGGGUGCGAUAUUUUAUUCAUAAACACGUACAAAUCCAAGCUGAGCAAUCACUUGAAUCUUUUUGUGUGUUUGUUUUCACAUUAUUCUUGUUUGACAUGUACAGUAUAUAUUUACAUGUUUGCAGUGAAAGUAAAGCAAAAGAGAAUAUUUUUAAGCGCUGUCAACCUUGGCUAACGACACUAUUGAUUCAGCUGUUGUCACCAGCAAAGCUUGUGGAUCCUGUUUGUCUGUGUUAUGAUGAAAUUGCUCCCCUUGUUAUAAAUAUUGUGUACAACGUUGCUCACUUUGUUACAUUUGCAAUGGCUUGCAUACAUGUAAACUGUUACUUGAGAUAUUGUUAGAUGUGAGGUGUCAUGGCUGUCACUGGUAAAGAUUAAAAUAAAUAAAGAGCGAAAGCAGCA